Molecule: messenger RNA, 2048 nt
Organism: Entelurus aequoreus (snake pipefish)
Lineage: Eukaryota; Metazoa; Chordata; Actinopteri; Syngnathiformes; Syngnathidae
Product: cystatin-like
Exons: 6
Coding region: 76-636 (186 amino acids)
Molecular function (GO): cysteine-type endopeptidase inhibitor activity
Source: RefSeq, a predicted model, not a curated record
CUGAUAGCAAACAGGUGAGUCUCUUUCAAAACAAUUUAUUUUAUUUUUUACCUUUAUAUACACGCCUCCGCCGACAUGGACCCACUUUGGAAACACGUCUGGUGGGUUCACACCAUGUUCGGCUGGGCGUGUGUUUUGUAUUUUGUGACUUUCAUUGGCAACAGUCGAGCUACGAUGACCGGACAGCCUCGCCAAGUUCCGGUUACGGACCACGGAGUGGUGGCGGCGGCUCAUUUCGCCGUGUCAGAAUUCAACAGAGUGAACCCAGAGGAGCACUUUUUCUACCGAAUUUUCAAUAUAACGUCGGCCAAAGUUCAGGUGGUGGUUGGUUUGAAGUACUUCCUGGAUGUGGAGCUGGUCCGCACGGUGGUCUGCACAAACAUGCCCCAAACUUGUCUUUACCACUUUUUAAUCAAGGGGCUUCAGUGCAACUUCAUUGUGACAGAAAUCCCCUGGCAAGUGGCCCCACCUACCCCUCCACCCGGCUCAGGAGGCAGUCCUAAGGAGAAGACGAAGAAGAAGAAGAAGGAGGAGGAGGAGGGGUCCGAUUCCCCUCCCUCAGCCCAGCCGACACACAUACAUCCACUCUUUCUGGCUUCAUACAUGCGCUCUGCUCCACGAGGGAGCAUCUGCUGACGAGACCACGCCAGCUUCUGCAGGUGUCCCACCCUCUUCCUCCUCGCGGAUGCUUUAAGACGUGUGUACAUGGAGAGGAGCCAAGAUGGAAGAGUCCCCCACCCCCCCAGCGCGGGAUGUCAUCACUAAACGUGUUCCAGGAGGUCAAAGGUCAAAGCGGUGACCUCAAAGAGAGAGAGCGACAGAGAGGCCACCCUGACAUUUGACCUCUAACCGGGCGUGUGGCGGCUUAACCCUGGAGGACACCGCACAACAAUGGCUAGGCACGUGCCUGGGCCUGGUCGCCAUGGUAACAAAGGACCUUUAGGGACCAGAAGUAAAAAAAAAAGGGGGGUCUGUACAGGUCAUAGCUUAGUCUUUAUUGUGAUCUGUGUUAACCAUCUGCUGCCAAUUGACUGGGUUAUAGUAGGACACGUCCUUUGAAGGGGGGCUGACUGAGUAAUCUCUGCAGGCAACUGUGAAGGUGCUUUUUAAUUCUCACAAUCACCUGGAGAGAUUCUGCAGUUUGUCUCAUAACGGGAUCAUAAAUCAUUUUAUUGGGAUUAACAAGCAGUGCACAACCUCAGCAGGCAUGCGUCUUACAUGUCAAAAUACGGGAACAUAUUCAAAAUCAUGCAGACGUGCUUGUAGUUUGCAACAUACUGAGAGCAGUUUCUGAUAUUUUGGUUAUAUAGUACAACACGGUGUAUCGCUGCUAACCCCAGUAACAAAAAUGUUAUUCAUCUUAACACAAAAGGCAGGAAAAUCAUGUGAUUUCUCCUAACCAACCAGCAAAAAGAGGUAACCAUAAUAAUUCAAGCGUUGCAAAGAAAUCUCAUGAAAGAUAAGCGUCAUAUGUAUAUUGCUAUAUUUUUUAUCCUAGAUAUAACUAACUAUAUUGUUAAAAAUGUAGAAAACUGACAUUUUGGGGAUGAAAAUGAAGUUUUUCAAGAUGAUCUUCUAGACCAAAUGUAUAGUAGUAAAAUUAGUUCCUACAACAUUUAGAUUUAGUGUGGAAAAAGUCGUUUUAAGGAGAGACAAAAUCAAUUAGCAAUGCUACAAAUAUAAAUUGUUCAUAAAUGAUUUAUAAUAUGGGUACGCUACUUGUAUUAUUUGGGCCGUUGCUGGAGGGUUUACACUUUGGAACAUCAUUGGCUUUGUUUCCUCAUCUGAGUGGCACGUGGAUGUAUAAAAUAUGUAAUUUUCAUUUGGUUCAAUUUGGUUGAUAAAAUUGUGACUUUUUCAACCCCCUCUCCCUCAAAAAAAUAUUAUUUCCAGGAAAAAAAGGUACUAUAACUAUACUUUUUAAAUACAUUGGAAACAAUUAUAAAAAAUAUUGCUUUAUUUUCAUAUUUUAAACUUGUUUUUUUAUUUAAAUAUGACUGUUCAUUAAAUAUAAAAAACAACUUGUUUUUCAAGACAAAAAUACUACA